This is a messenger RNA of Linum tenue, 1029 nucleotides long. The record is from the annotation of a GenBank genome assembly. Lineage: Eukaryota; Viridiplantae; Streptophyta; Magnoliopsida; Malpighiales; Linaceae.
AUGAACAACGACGGGGAGUUGGUGAAAGCUGGGAAAAGACAUCGCGAAACUACUACUACUACUGCCGAUAGGUUAACCCAUCUUCCGGAACCCGUUCUUUAUCACAUCCUUUCGUUCCUCGACACCAAAUGGGCUGUUCAGACCUCGGUGCUGUCGCGGGAUUGGAACCGCGCCUGGAAACACGUCCCGGUCCUCAAUUUCGACAAGACUUCCUUCCGCCUGGCCGCCAAGUUCGACAACUUCGUGUCUAAAGUCUUGUCCCUCCGCUACGACCUUAAACUCCGCAAGGUUGACUACUCCAGCGGCGAUGUAAAAGGCAAUGCAUUGCAGGUCGCCGGCUAUGCGUUGUCCCAUAACGUAGAAGAGUUGGCCCUGCACAAAAGUCGAUACAAGGCGUACCGUGAUUUCGGUUCAAUAUUCUCGGACUACUGCGAAGACGACUGGAGCACCACCGACGGCCCGUACCGCAAUUUCAUCGUAGAGGAGAAGAAGAAGAAGACGAAUGAUCAUCUGAAAACUCUACACCUUUCUUGCUUCAAACUGGACCGUGAGUUUGCGGCCUGCUCUGGUUUCCCAAUGUUGACCACCUUGAGCCUGCGACAUUGCCGUUUCGAUUCUCGGGAUCUCGUUAUUUCCGACGGCAACUUUCCCUGCUUGCGAAAUUUGCACAUUAAUUUCUGCGCUCUGAAACUGGUUGACGGACAUAGGAUCACGAUCCACGGACCCCGAUUGCGCAGCUUGGAAUUGAAGGGCAUGUCCGGCUACGAGAUUGAGAUGAAUGCACCCCAACUCAAAGUUUUCAAGCUUUGUGAUCAAUUCGUGACAGCUGGGAAAGGGUUCUCCAAUCUAGCCUUUCCCGCUUUGGAUUGUGCGGAUGUCGAGCUAAAGGCGUCGGACGCGAAACGUUUGAAUGAGAUGGACAAGACAAUGGCCGGUCACUACCUGAGCUCCUUGUUCUGGUGUGUGCGGAGUGCAAAAAAUAUGACGCUGCGUGGCUCUACCGUUGGGGUAUGUGCUUGGACUUUAUGA